CCCCUUUCAUGAGGCAGAGACACAAAGCCACACAUCAUGUGAGUGUUUUUGAGCGCCUGACUUAAGUGUGCCCAACCAAAAAAGCUGAUCAAAACAAAAAGGGGGAUGCUGCAUUAUUAACUUAUGCAACACAACAUGCCUACUGUCCGCCGCAACUGAACAAAGUGAAAGUAAAAAUCCUCCCUCACUGUGUCAAGUCAGCCACGCGGUGCAUUCAGCUUCCUGUCUUGGUGAAUGGUUAUGUCCUGCAGACCAAUGAGAGAGCAGCUGCACGGAUGCAGCAGUGAUCCAGGAAAAAACAGCCCAUUGUUCCUGGGACGUCAGAAAACUGUGACCUCUCUCUCUUCCCUUGACUCAAGACGUAGUACCCUGCUGGCAGGUCAUCAUGAGCGGGGACGUCAAGGUGAGGUCCACCCUUCGGCCACAUGCCCCAUCGGGAAUCCCGCUUCCACGCACCACUUUAUCCUCCACCCCAAAAAUGGAAAGGCACCAACGGACCAGUGACCUGCCCAGAGCCUUGACACCUACCUCAAAACGCACACACACACCCACUCAGUCUCCAUUACUUUGUCCACGGAGCACAAGCCUCCGCAAGUCAUCCUGUAGGGACACGUCGACCAAUGUUGGCCUGAAGCCUUCCUCGAUCCACCAACCAGGCGCUUCACAUACUUCCCAGAUCUCUUCUUUAGCCAGCAACAGUCCCUUGACUAAACGCAGGGUACAUUUACCACACUCCAAUGACACUGUGGAUAUGGAAAAGCCCAGACAGAUUCCUACUGAUUUUUCACUUGAUGGCAAUUGUAAUAGAAGUCCAUGCACAAAUAAAAACCAAACAUUGGGUGCCACCGACUUACAUCCAUCGCUACAGGUCAGAAGAGGAGAGCAAUCAACUUCAAGACUGAAUAAUGAUGUCAUGCUAGGAAGGGAAGAGGUUCCAAAUAUCGACCCGACCCAGGUUUCUAUCGUUAACAAUGGAAACAUGUACCAACCUGCCUCUCAUCAGGAGGCCAUCAGCAGUCUGAGUGACAGUGCCGCACAAUCAGAUGAGGAGAUGAGGACACCAGAGGAUUCAAGUCCAGCGUCCUCUACCAGUCUUCCACUGCUUCCACCAGGCAUGCUCGCCAUGCCUGUGAUGUGCAAGCAACCUUUAGAUGAGCUGCAUCAAGAUCUGCAAAAUGAGGCCACUUCCCUAGAAACUCAAGCUCCACGAGUAAACAUGGCAGCAGUUGCUCCUUUCAGCUUCCGGUUGCAGGUGCAGGAGGGUGAUCUGUCAUUGGAUGAACUGAGCGACUGUUCAUCAGGAUCCAUAGAGAUCUGCUGUGAUGACCUGACAACAGGAGGGAUGCUGGAGGCUAAUGUGGCUAACAUUAGCAUGACAGCAAAGCCGAGGGAGCCGGACCUCAGGAUUCCUGCUGUUUCCAGCCAGGAUUCUUCAGCCCAGUCGAUGGCCUCAAAGAAGCCCCCAGCAAAGCCAUCUGCGAUACCUCAGGGACCACCACGACCCUCCAGGUCAGAGCUAAAGGUCUACCGGCCAACUAGCGGAUCCAUCCCAAUUCCAGUCUCAAAUCCGCCCAAGCUACGCAAGCAGAGAUCACUCAGCAACUUGGCUGUACUCACUGAUGCUGAGAAAAAGCUUCACCUGUACCAGACUCCCGGGUGGACUGAUGAUUCUGGCCAGCCUGGGCCCGGCAUCAACAAAGGAGGGCAAACUAAGGCACGACCUGCUGUGAGUGGUAAAACAUCCCUUACAAGGAAAUUUUCAAAGUCAGAACAGUCCCUCUUCCAGGGAAAGCAGAAACCAUUGAACUCCCAGACUGUGUCAUCAAAUCUGGGCAAGGCGAGCCGAAUCCCAGGCCCUGGGAAACCACGGGGACCUUAUGCAGAGGUCAAGCCCAUUAGCAAGACCUUUGAGGGAGGCCAGAGUCCAGGACCAGACAUUGAUGAACCCCCUGUUAAGGCUAAUGGAGCCGCCAGUACAGGAGUUAAUGGCGCAAAACUCGGCGAGAACGGAAAAUUUGCUCCCCUCUUAGAUGAGAACAAGAAAGAGGGGAAGGUGGUAGAAGGAGAAGAUGAUAAGGCUUUUUUAAAGGUGGACCCUGAAUUAGUGGUUACAGUUCUGGGGGAUCUGGAGCAACUGUUGUUCAGCCAAGUGCUUGACUCAGAGUCCCAGAGGAAGAAGACAGUGCAAAAUGUUUUGGACCUACGACAGAACCUGGAGGAAACCAUGACCAGCCUGAGAGGAGUACCGCUGAACCAUAGCUGUUUGCCGGGGACCGUGUGCUACGACAGUGAUGAAGCUACUGCGUUUUCCAUUUCCAGUCUAUCCAAUCGCUCCUCUCCAUUGUCGUGGCGCCACAGUCAAGCGAGCCCACGUCUCCAGGCUGGCGACGCCCCAUCUACUGUCGGCACCCAAUCAGACAUCGCUCUUCGGAUCAGUCGUACCUCUCGCAUCCAUCUCAUCGAAGAUUUGGAUGACACAGAUCCGUCCCUGCUGAAAGGAGAUUACUUGAGCGACAGUGACCUCGGUGGGAAAAGCCCCAAUGAGGACGAUGAAGAUGAUGUGGAUAUUGAUGAACUGGGGAAUGGUUGGGAUGAGAGCAGCUCCAUUAGCAGUGGCCUGAGUGACGGCUCCGACAACCUGAGUUCUGAGGAGUUCAUCACAAGCCCCACGCUCAACUCACUUCCUUCCACCCCCAUUGGUUCCCGCAGAAACUCGGCCAUUGUGAUGCGCACAGAUGCUGAGAAAAGGUCUCUGGUGGAAAGUGGACUGUCAUGGGACAGUGAUAAUACCAAGCCCAGCCGCAAGAGUUUGGGCAGCAACACAUAUGAUACAGGAAGCCUCAAGUCAGAAUCAGACAAUAAAUGGAAAAAGUCAAAGCCGCAUGUGGAAGGUCAUGAAGGUGGAAAGGGUGAACUGAAGAAGCCUCAGACACUGGGCCAUGCGUUGAAGAAGGGGCGAAACCCACCGGUGGCAGUCACCUCCCCCAUUGCGCACACACCCCCAAGUGGGCUGAAAGUGGCAGGUACAGUGAAGACAGAUGGAAAACCAUUAGAUAAAUCUCGCUUAGCAGUGAAAAACACCAGUCUUCAGCGCUCAUCUUCUGAUGCUGGGAAAGAUCAGCGGAAUGGGACCAGUUCUUGUGAGCAACGUAAACCUCCUUCAGGUCUUGCCAGGCCGUCGGCCGGAGGGAGCUUUGGAUUCAAAAAGCCCACCUUAAAUAGUAGCAGUUCACCCACUGUGACUGCUGGUGGCAACAUUCCCAAGACAUCUGGUAUUCCUGUCAAACCAGCAGCAGGUGGACGCAAAACUAGCUUGGACGUCUCUAACACUGAUGAGAGCGGCUUUUUGUCUCCAAAUGCCAGAACAUCACUUCAGUACCGCUCUUUGCCCCGUCCGGCCAAAACGAGUACCUUGACUCUAACCCGGCCGAGCUCAGCGCGCCCAGUGAGCAGCACCUCUGACACGGGCUCCGGACUAACGAAACCCUCUGCAACCACCCUCCAGGGGCCGAGACUCAAAGAGCAAGCCGGACUAAGUAAAACAGUUAGUCGGGGGAUCCCAACUCCUGUUAAUCAAACGGACCGAGAGAAGGAAAAGGAGCGAGCCAAAGCUAAAGCUGUCGUGUCAGACUCGGAGUGUGGAAAUGGCUCUCUGAAGGGGAAUCGAACACAAACUGCUUCUGAGAACGGAGGGAGGUUCCAAGGGCUCAGACCUCCUAGUGGGAGCAAGAGCACAGAUUUACCGUCAUCUAAUACCCACAGAUUGUCUGGAUCCCGCAGUUUGACAAAGCCUCUAUCCGUCACCCAUCUCGACAAGCUAAACUCCAACAACAUGGAGAUCAUCGGCAUGCACGAAUCCGUGCCUCCAAAGAUUCCUCCUUUCGCAAAGCUUCAAGAACUGGCCAGUUCUACGAGCCCUUGCCUUAGCCCCAGCCCUGCCCCUUUACUCAAUGUAAACUCUUCAACCUGCUUCCCGGGCUCAGGGAUGGGUUUGGGGCCCAGGCAGGUUACCUCUCUCGGAGUGGAGAGGAGCACCGGGAGUACCUCUCCUCUGCUCUACCCUCGUGUUUCAGGACUGCAUCGCAGCAUGGAGUCCCUACCAUUCCAGAUCAGUGUGGCUUCAGAGCUGCAGCAGAGGGGACGGGAGAAGUCAAUGAAAAGCUACGAUUCCAGUGAGUCCAGAGACAAAGAUCGGCAUGAAGACAGAGGCUCCCCUGCUAGCUGGAACUCUGGAAGUCAAGUGUCCUUGACAGAGACAGACAGUUCUCAGAGGGACAGAAACACUCUGCCAAAGAAAGGUUUAAGUUUCAGCAGUGCCUCCCACGUUGACUUUGACAGAAAGGAGAAAGGAGACAGGAGACACUCACACACUAUUCUGAGCAUGACUGACUCACUCACUCUUCCAAUGCUGUCGUCUCCGCCCACGUCCUUGUCCCGCCCUUCCACAACCACUACAGUGCCAAGCCCUGUUGGUGGACCUCCGAAAAUGACUCGAUCCAACAGCAUCCCAACGCAAGACACCUCCAUUGAGCUCUUCGGGGCGUCUCCACUUGGAAGCACAUUGUCACUUGCGGAACGCCCCCGCAGUUUAGGAAUGGUCCGCUCUGGCUCCUUCAGAGACAAAGAUGUGAAUGAUGAAUUUCAUGGAUCUGUAAUCUCCUUGGCAUCCAACGCCUCGUCCAGCUACUCUUCGGUGAGUGGGAAUGCCAUUCAGACACAGGCAGAGGAAAGGAUACAGGGAGAGCAAAUCCGGAAGCUGAGGAGAGAACUGGAGUCUUCUCAGGAAAAAGUGUCAAACCUAACCACACAGCUGUCAGCAAACGCGAAUCUGGUGGCCGCCUUUGAGCAAAGUCUUGCACUGAUGACAACCCGACUGCAGAGUCUGUCAUUAAGUCACGAGCAGAAGGACACAGAGCUGCAGGAGUUGCGGGAUACCAUCGAAGCCCUAAAGGCCAAAAAUGAUGAGGCACAGGCCGUUAUACACGGAGCCUUAAAUCACCCAGAUAACGAUAAAGACUUGCCAAUGCAUCGCCAGAACUCAUGUGAAAGCCUCUCCAGUCUCAACAGUCUGACCAGUAUGUCAAGUUUGGGCAGCUUAAAGGACCAGGAUGCUAAGAAGAAGAAAAAAAAGAGCUGGCUUAGAAGCUCUUUCAACAAGGCCUUCAGCAUUAAGAAAGGCACCAAAACCUGCUCAGACAUAGAAGAAAUUGUCACACCAGACUCCUCUGCUCCUAACUCGCCAAAGAUGCUUCAUGAGGGGGCGGAUUCAGGAGAUAAUCUGUCUGCUACCCGCAAAAUAUCUACAUCUGACAUCUCCUCCAGGAUCAUGGGGAUAACAGAGGUGGAAGAAGGUGACGAACGGGCGGUUUCAGAGUUGCGUUCAGAGCUGUGGGAAAAAGAGAGAGAGCUGACCGACAUUCGACUGGAGGCUUUAAACUCUGCUCAUCAGCUGGAGCAGCUCAGAGAUGCCAUGGACAACAUGGAGUCAACGGUGGAGAGCCUGAAGGCGGAGAAUGACCAUCUUAGAGUCGGAAGUCAGUUCCAUUUAUCCGGGUCUGGUCCCACCUCAUCCACCUCGCAGCCUUCGGGGUUGGCCUCCUUCUCGGGACCGUCACUGAGACAACCGAUGUCCCUCACCAAGUCCUUCAGCCUUAGUCUGAACGAUUGUAAAGGAGCAGAUGUGUCUCCAGGCAACAUGUUAAAUGUGUCUUCUCAGCUGGACGAGGUGUGUGCACAAGUGCUGGUUCGCUUCACAGAUCAAGCUGAGGAGCAUAAACAACAGCUGGAACAUUAUCUAGGCUCUGUGAUAAUCAGUGAGAAGACAGAAUGGGCCUAUCUCGACUCCAUGAUAGCCAAGACAUUCAGGGAAUACCUAACUCAAGUGGAUCCGACAGUCAGCUUGGGCCUGAACUGUGAUUCGCUGCACAUGUAUGAGAUUAAGGGAGCGAUGAGAAUGAUAGGAGGAGACAAACCGCACAUGUCACCUUAUCGAUGUCUCAGUGGUUGUCCGGCUCGCAUCUUUGUCACCUUGAAAGGUCUCGGAGAACAAAGUGUGGACUCGCUGGUAUUCGAGACCCUCAUCCCCAAGCCCAUGAUGUUGCACUACAUCGGCCUUCUGAUAAAGCACAGGCGUCUGGUCCUCUCUGGGCCCAGUGGCACAGGGAAGACUUACUUGGCUCAGCAUCUAGCGCACUACCUUGUGCAGCGUAGCCGCAACGACUCGCCCGAAGGGGACAGCGAGCCCGCAGUGGUGGGCCGCUGCGCUGCCAUCUCUUUCAACAUGCAUCGGCAGACGCAAAAGGAGCUGCAGUUGUACCUGUCCGAUCUAGCCAAUCGGAUUGACCGAGAGAGCUCGGGUGACCUCCCGCUAGUUGUUAUCAUCGACGACAUAAGUGAUGCCGCUGCCACUACCGAGCUCAUUAAUGGAGCGCUCACCUGCAAGUAUCAUAAAUGUCCUUACAUCAUCGGAACCACGAAUCAAUCUGUGAAGAUGUCAUCCAACCACGGCCUGCACCUUAGCUUCAGAAUGGUUCCGUUCUCAAAUAAUGUGGAGCCAGCCAAUGGCUUUCUCCUGCGGUACCUCCACCGCAAAGUUGUGGAAGCUUACCAGAAGAAGGAGCACGACACGUCCCAACACCAGGACCUCCUCUGCGUUCUAGAUUGGGUGCCGCAGCUCUGGUACCACCUUCACACGUUCCUUGAGAAACACAGUACAUCUGAUUUUCUGAUAGGCCCUUGCUUCUUCCUAUCAUGCCCUGUCUCAGUGGAAGACUUCCGAAAGUGGUUUAUUGACCUGUGGAACCACUCCAUCAUACCAUACCUGCAGGAAGGAGCCAAGGACGGCAUUAAGGUCCACGGUCAGAAGGCGGUGUGGGAGGACCCUGUGGAGUGGGUAAGAGGGACCCUCCCUUGGCCCAAUGCACAGCAGGACCAGUCCAAACUCUACCACUUACCUCCCCCAAGCAUCGGCCAACACAUUGAAGAGAAGAAGCCCCUCAAAGACAACCCUACACCCAGCGCGCUUGAGUCAGACCCUCUGAUGAUUAUGCUGUUGAAGCUCCAGGAGUCGGCAAACACCGUCGAGUCGCCGGAAUGAGAAGGCAGCCUGCAUCCACUCUGAGGACUGACUUGUAUUGUUUAUUAGGAGAAUUGUGUCCCACAAAUACGAAAACUAGUCCAGACCCACGUUUGCCCCCCUUCUGGAGCUAUGGGUGCUUUACAUACUUUGUUCAAUGCCAAAAUUGCACUUUAUUUCCGGUGUGUACUAACUGGACUUCAGGAUUCAUCAUAGUGUCAAAGGAGAAGCUUGCAGUUAAACAAUAAUACUGCUUGGUAGCAGCACCUCUGUUCUUCACAGUGUAACAAAUGAAACAGGCUUAUGCAUCGCGCUGAACUAGGAUUGUAAAAUACACAGAAGAUUUAAAAAAUGUUUCUUUAUACACAUAACCUGAAAAAAAUACAACAAUUAAAAUUGCCGUUUUAAACCUUUUUUUUGGGCAAUAGAUGAAGGUGCAUCUUUUGUAGGAUUUUGUACUGAUUAAUUCCCAGUAAUAAUCAGCCAUGUGCAGCAAAAAAUGUCUAGGGACUUAAAACCAAACGAGUGCUUCCGUCCUUGCUGCUUCAAUCAUCAAAAAACGUCAAAAACUGCACAAAAAGCGUUUUUGGUUUUACAUUGUUAUUUCUUUUUCACUAAUUAUUACGUGGGACUGUCCCCAUCCUUAGCCAUUUUCAUGAAUAACCAUGAGGAAAAGCUCAGAUUGCAACAAAGAAAGGCGAAACCAUGGGUGGGCCUUAAAUCCCCAACCCCUUAUGUGUCUGGACAGGUUCUGUCUAGAUCUUCUUUUACUUUGCAUACAAGGUGCUGUUGUAGAGACGUGAUGCCUACAUCUGUCUGUGCCUGAAAGCCCCAAUUGGCCUGAAGCUGCCUUUGAACUGCUUGAAUCCACCAUUUUGAGGCCUCAAUUUGGAGGGAGUUACCAUAGAAAGCAGCUCACCAAUUGUAAAAUCUGGAAGCUUUGAGUAGUGAUGAUUUGGACCUUUUGUUCAUAGUCAGGGUGAAGGGCUGUUUGUUAGACUGUUUUGUGUGUUGAGUGGGCUGCUAAGAUAAGUGUGAUUUCACGAGUGUAUGAAAAUCUGGACAUGCGGUAACUCAAGCGAAGUUUAGAGAUGAAAUAGUGAUUUACAUUUUCAUGUUUUCUUUGAUUGGACCUACCAUGUUUGUAAAAAAACAAAAACAAAAAAGAAUAUCCUCUUUUCAUUUUGUUUUAAAGGACUUUCUGAUGCAAAUAUUUGUAAAGAUUUGUUUCUCUUUUUGUACAUGUCGUCACUGUUGUAAACUAUGUAAAUAACAAGCGCAUCUGCGAAAGCAAUCCUGAAAGAGUGUGGAAACAUGAAGACAAAUGCAGAUCAUGGGCUUUGGUUGUUAAUUGUCUUCCUUCAAUAAGAGGAAGGAGCACUUGAUUUUGAAGUGGGCCUAAGUGUUUUGUACGGCAUGUCCAUGUAACCGCAUCACAUGUCUAACAUUGAGGUAUGGACACAAUAAAGUCAUGCCAUCCAA
This is a messenger RNA of Corythoichthys intestinalis (scribbled pipefish), 8557 nucleotides long. Its product is annotated as neuron navigator 1-like. Gene Ontology annotation, cellular component: axon initial segment; microtubule cytoskeleton. The record is from RefSeq and is a predicted model, not a curated record. Gene Ontology annotation, molecular function: ATP hydrolysis activity. Gene Ontology annotation, biological process: neurogenesis; nervous system development; neuron migration. The transcript has 34 exons. The coding region runs from base 386 to 7096 and encodes 2236 amino acids. Lineage: Eukaryota; Metazoa; Chordata; Actinopteri; Syngnathiformes; Syngnathidae.